UAUCAAAUGAAAGAUAACGCAGCCUUUGUGGGGCGAGCUCUUCUAUAAAGGAGACCCAGAACGUAGUGCAUUGUUCAUUCUGCUGCCCCUUUCCUGUUAAGUGUUGAGUGCACAUUAAUCAGUGGCUUUUUAUUUCUUGUAUAGAUCUAGAUCUCAACUCUAAAGUCAUGGCAUACAGAAAGACAAAGUUGGAUGUUCCAGACUACACCCUUAUUCCCGGCGGUCUCAACAUUGGAUCUCAAAUCAUCGUCAGGGGAAGAGUUCCUUAUGGUGAAAACAGAUUUCACAUCAAUUUACAGAACGACAUAGAAGAUGGUUGUGAUGUGGCUUUCCAUUUCAACCCCCGCACUGACUCUCAGACAGUUGUUCGUAACUCCUACCAAGGGGGUUGGCAGAACGAGGAGCUGGACAUUCCAUUUUUCCCUUUUUCCAAUGGGUCAAAGUUCACCAUCCGAAUUUACGUGCGUGCCGACGCCUACAUUGUCUUGGUGAAUGGUGCUUAUUUCUUGGAGUACUCUCACCGCCUCUCCUACCAGGAUGUCAGAUACAUGAAACUGAGUGAAGGGGCAGAGUACUAUGAAUCAACAGUACAGAAUGCUUGCCAUGUUCCAUACAAAGGGGAAUUCCCUGGUGGACUCAAGAUGGGAAAAGCCUUGAGGGUUCGAGGUUUUGUUAAUGACAAUGCUGAAAGGUUUGCUAUCAACUUUAAUGCUGACUACGAUGGAGAUACUGUGGGAAUCCACUUCAAUCCACGCCAAGAUCAGGAGGAUGUGGUCCUCAAUUCCAAGGUUGGUGGCUGGCAGGAGGAGGAAAGAGGACAAGGAUGGUUUCCUUUCAAGAGAGGUCACUUCUUUGACGUCUUGUUCAUUUCCUGGGAUGGUAGAUUCAUGAUCUAUGUCAAUGGCAAGUAUUUCACUGCAUACACAUUUCGCAUUCCACCAGAAGAUGUUCGCUACCUGGAUAUCAAUGGAGAUGUUACUCUCAUGGAUGUUGAGUUUACAGAUCCAUUGCCAGGUGACUACAUUAAGACUAUUCCUUCAGGUCUUGACAAGAGUGACCUUAUUGUUAUUAAAGGAUUUUUCUACCCAGAAGGCCAAAGAUUUGCUGUCAACCUUUUGUACGGUACAUCACUGGAUGAUGACAUCGCCCUCCACUUCAAUCCUCGUCGUGACCAAGGGGAAGUGGUUCUCAACAGCAGAGAAGGUGGUGCCUGGGAGGAAGAAGAGAGGCACUCACUGCCACACCCCAUGGUUGAAAUGUUACCUUUUGAAGUAGAGAUUGUCAAUAAGAGCAAAAAAUUCAAAAUCUACAUUAAUGGUAAAAAGUUUACCAGCUUCAAGGCAAGAGGCAAUGUGGAGGAUAUCAAAGGCAUUAAUGUGAAUGGAGAAGCGUACAUUUAUGAGGUUAAACUUUUGAGACGUGUGGAUAGGCCUUUUGUAGAUCGCCUGCCAGGUGUUCUGGAAUCAGGAUCCUGGGUGUCCAUCAUUGGCACACCUAAGAAGAAUGCUGACCGUUUUGCCAUCAACCUGCAGUGUGGUGAUGACCCUGAUUAUGGCAAUGAUGUUGCCUUCCACUUCAACCCUCGCUUCAGUGGUCAGGACUCUAUCAGAAAUACUCUUGAAAAUGGAUCCUGGGGUGGAGAAGAAAAAGAGCAGCCUAAUUUCCCUUUUGAACCAGAAGACAGAUUUGAGAUCAACAUUCUUAGACUUCCUGAUGUGUUUAGAGUUUUUGUCAAUCACAAGUUCUACAUUGACUACGCUCACAGAAUUGACCCAAGCCGUAUCUGCCACAUAAUGUUAACAGGAGACUGCAACUUCUUUGAGCCUGAGUUUUAUUAGAGAAAGAUGGAGAUGGGCUUCAAGUUUGACUGAUUCCCUUUGAACAAGUUUCUUUAUCAAGAUGUGAUUUUUUAUAUUUAUAAAAAAGAAUGUUAAAAGUUGUAUUCUAUACACUGAGAAUAUGCACAUAUAGGCCUACCUUUUUACAGCCAUAUUGUAGCUUUUGCUAAUUAAAUACCAAAGAUGUGUAGCAUAUAAAAUUGCAAGUUGUUUUUUUUUUUACUUUGGUGCAAAGUAUUUUUUUUAUUUUUGUAUUUUGUAUUAAUAAUUUUUUAAUGGAACAUGUUAUGCUUUCUGGUUUUAUUUUAAUAAAGCAUGAUAAAAUAGUG
Messenger RNA from Biomphalaria glabrata, 2167 nucleotides. RefSeq lists its product as uncharacterized. The coding region runs from base 168 to 1838 and encodes 556 amino acids. The record is from RefSeq and is a predicted model, not a curated record. The transcript is spliced from 12 exons. Gene Ontology annotation, molecular function: galactoside binding; carbohydrate binding. NCBI's taxonomy places the organism in Eukaryota, Metazoa, Mollusca, Gastropoda, Planorbidae.